GACACAAAAUAGCGGUGUAUGUAUUGUUGCAAAAACUCUUCAAUUUGCUUCAGCUCGUGAUAAGAAACCAUUUUAUGGAGAUAUGAAAUUUUAUGGAGUCAUUGAAGAAAUAUGGGAGCUUGAUUAUCGUGAUUUUAGGAUGGCAAUGUUCAAAUGCAAUUGGGUAGAAGACAAGUAUGUUAUAUCAGAUGAGUUAGGAUGUACUUUAGUGGAUCUCAAUAAAAUAAGCCAUAAGGAAGAAUCAUUUAUAUUAGCAAGUCAAGCAAAACAAGUAUUCUAUAUUCAAGAUCCAUCAGAUUCACGAUGGUCAAUUGUACUUGCAUCACAACCAAAAUUCAUAGGUGAUGAUGAUGAUGAUGAUGAUGAUUAUGAGAUUGGCGAACUUCAAACUUUUGAGAAAGAAAUUGGAGAUAUCAAUGAAUUUGAGGGAAUUGAAUCAAUAGUUGGACCAUAUGUUCGAAGAGAUUGUGAUGGAAUUUGGAUUGAUCAUGGACCAUCAUGAAGAGCAUCCCGAAGAGGAACUUGAAGACAAUGCAGACGAAGGUAUCAAUUUAGAAGAGGCUGGUAGUGAAGAUCUUACAACAAAGAAGAAGAAAAGUAGGCAGACUAAGGGGAUAGUGCGAUUGGCAAAAAUAAUUGCUGACAAGAUCAAAGGGAUUAAGAUAAAUUUAAGGUUUAACAAGAGAGGGCAAUCAAUUGGAACUCCGGAGAGAGCGUUACAAUGCUAUUUGGGGAUGCAAGCAAAGUCAAUGGUGUCAAUUACAUAUGAUAAUUGGCAUGAUGUUUCUGCUGCAACUUUAGAGAAUGUUUGGAAAGAUGUAAAUCUAGCUUUUCAUCUUAACGAGGGAAUGAGAAAGGAAGUGAUGAGUUCAGUAGGCAUCAAGUGGAGGACAUUCAAAACAUUUUUUACUAGAAGAUUUGUAGCUCCUUACCUUAACAACCAAGAUUUAUUGGAAGCAAAUCUCACUGCAUUAGAUGUGCCUCCAAAAAGAUAUAACAUUCCUGAGGAGGAAUGGAAAAACUUCGUCACCAAAAGAAAAAGUAAAGAAUUUCAAUGGUUUAAUAUAUAA
Molecule: messenger RNA, 1070 nt
Organism: Humulus lupulus (European hop)
Lineage: Eukaryota; Viridiplantae; Streptophyta; Magnoliopsida; Rosales; Cannabaceae
Exons: 4
Coding region: 453-1070 (205 amino acids)
Source: RefSeq, a predicted model, not a curated record